AUGAAGCUAUGGCAGUCGGUAACCAGGGCUCUGAGAGCCACGACUGCUCCUGCCACCACUCAGCGCCGGCAGCUUCUCACGCUUGCCAUUGAGUCUUCGUGUGAUGAUACCUGCGUGGCCAUUCUCGAGAAGAAGGGCCAAUCAGCAAAGUUGCACUUUCACAAGAAAAUCACUUCUGACAAUCGCCAGUUCGGCGGUAUUCACCCCAGCGUGGCCGUGGCAUCCCACACUGCUUGCUUGGCCAACCUGGUUCAGGAGUCGCUUGGUUCACUGCCCGCGGCAACGCGGCCUGAGCAUCUGCCACCCUCCCCAGAUGUUCUCUCUAUCCCAGUGACCGAUGGAGGGGUGAGCUAUAGAGUGCGCCCGGACUUUGUCACGGUGACGCGAGGGCCUGGCAUGACACCCAGCCUGUCCACUGGACUGAACACAGCUAAAGGUCUGUCAGUCGCCUGGCAGAUCCCGUUUCUCGGGGUGAAUCACAUGCAGGCACAUGCCCUUACUCCGAGACUGGUAAGGGCGCUCGGUCCGGAGGGGGUAGACGUUCCCCCUGAACCCGCGUUUCCCUUUCUCACUCUUCUCGUCUCGGGAGGACACACUCUUCUUGUUCACAGCCUUUCUCUCUGCGACCACCAAAUACUGGCUCAAGCGUCGAAUAUUGCUAUUGGGGAUCUGAUAGACAAAUGUGCACGCGCCAUCCUCCCUCCAGACCUCGUUGCCGCGCAGGAAAAUGUCAUGUACGGGCCUUUACUGGAAAGCUUUGCUUUUCCCAAUGGCGAGAUGGACUACGCGUACACAGCCCCCAAGAGGAGGAGGGAUGAGAUCGAGCCUUUUGAGUCGGGUCAUGGCUGGUCUCUCGACCCUCCCUUGGCGGGAUCUCGAGCUAUGGAAUACAAUUUCUCGAGCCUGAAUGGUGCCGUCAUGCGGAUUGCUGGACGAGAAACCAUGGAGGUUUCCGAAAGGCAACUCCUGGCGCGGGCGACAAUGAAGCUUGCUUUUGAGCAUCUAGCUAGCAGGUUGUGCUUCUUCCUGAGCAACAACGACGUCACGCAGGCCGUGAAGACCUUGGUUGUUUCGGGAGGAGUGGCGAGCAAUCGCUUUCUGAUGCACGUGCUUCGCUCGAUAUUGGUUGCAAGAGGUUUCGGAGAGAUCGAUAUCAUCGCGCCUCCUCCGGCGCUGUGUACUGACAACGCCGCCAUGAUCGCCUGGACAGGAAUGGAGAUGUUCGAGGCGGGCUAUAGAACCGAUCUCUCAGUCCUGGCCAAACGGAAGUGGCCGAUAGACACGUCGCAAGAGGGAGGAAUACUGGGCACUGAUGGCUGGAUCAACAUCAACGAAAGGGCCCAGACUAUGUAA
Messenger RNA from Thyridium curvatum, 1353 nucleotides. RefSeq lists its product as uncharacterized. Bases 1 to 1353 code for a protein of 450 amino acids. The record is from RefSeq and is a predicted model, not a curated record. Gene Ontology annotation, biological process: mitochondrial tRNA threonylcarbamoyladenosine modification. The transcript has a single exon. NCBI's taxonomy places the organism in Eukaryota, Fungi, Ascomycota, Sordariomycetes, Thyridiales, Thyridiaceae. Gene Ontology annotation, cellular component: mitochondrion.